UUCAGUUGCAUAUUUAAGCAGGUGCGUGCGCAGCGUUUUGAACGAGUUCGGUGAGCAAGCAGCAUGAACGGUGCGAUGUGGAGAGUGGUGAGCAGAGCCAGUUCGUUGAUUUUCCAUUCGAAAAAACGGAAUGCUCUCUCCGUCACUGUUCGUACGUUUUCAGCUCCCACCGGUCUCUAUGGCUUCCCUCAUUUGAAGACCGCAAAAGGCUUUCAAUCCUUCGUCGAUGAAGCCAUUCAAAGGUCUGGAGAACUCAUCAGUUACAUUUGCGCGAAACAGCCAGCUUCUGAAGUAAUGCGAGCAAUGGAUGAGAUUUCUGACACUGUAUGCUCUGUUGUUGACUCUGCUGAAUUGUGUAGGCAUACCCACCCUGACAGAGAGUUUGUUGAGGAGGCCAGCAAGGCAUCGAUGAGAAUUAAUGAAUAUCUACAUUAUCUGAACACGAAUCAUGAUCUAUAUGACGCAAUUAAGAAAGCCGAGCAAGAAUGUAAUAUGCUUUCUGAGGAAGCUAAGAGGGGAGUUAGAAACUUACGUGCUGACUUUGAAAGGGGUGGAAUUAAUCUCUGCUCCGGGAAAUUAGAUCAAGUGAACAAGCUAAAUAUUGAAAUUGCUCAGCUAUGCAGAGAGUACAAUGAGAAUAUUGUCAUGGACCCCGGAAUUGUUGAUAUAUAUCCUUCUUCUCGCAUCCCCAGAAAUUUGCAUUAUCUUGUAAAGCCUAUACAUCGGUCGGUGUCAUUAAUAACCAAGGAUUUAUCAGGGUCUAGGGGCACCCUCAAAGAGAAAGGAUUUCGGAUUACAACAGACCCACAAACUGUUUCUUCUGUACUACAAUUUUCAUCUGAUGAUGAGGUUAGGAAAAUGGUAUAUAUACGAGGAAAUUCUGUUCCACAGGCAAAUGUUGAUGUCCUCAAAAGGCUUAUAUCUGCACGACAUGAGCUAGCCCAGAUAAUGGGGUGUAGUUCUUAUACUGAAUUUUCUAUUAAGCCUAACAUGGCUUUAUCACCAAAAGUUGUAAUGUCAUUUUUACUCGAAAUGAGCAAGAUGGUCAAGCCCAAGACUAGAGAGGAGCAUAGGUUACUCACGAAAUUCAAGAGAGAAAAAUGUGGUCAAAGUGAUGAAGAUUUAAGGCCAUGGGAUGAGACCUAUUACAUGACAAUGAUGAAGUCCUCUGCUUAUAAAUUGGAUGCUUCGGUUGUAGGUUCAUAUUUUUCUCUCUCGAACUGUAUUGAGGGUUUGAAGGUGCUAGUGCAGUCAUUGUUUGGUGCAACCUUUCAUAGCAUCCCUCUAGCACCUAAUGAAUCUUGGGAUCCACAUGUGCUUAAACUAUCUCUUCAUCAUCCCGAAGAGGGUGACUUGGGAUAUUUGUACCUCGAUUUAUACUCGAGAAAGGGAAAGUAUCCUGGUUGUGCUCACUUUGCAAUAAAAGGGGGUCGCAGAAUUUCUCCGACAGAAUACCAACUUCCAAUUGUAGCUCUUGUUUGUAACUUUCCGGGAUCUCAAAAUCCGUCAGCUGUAAGGCUCAAUCAUUGGGAAGUAGAAACUCUAUUUCAUGAGUUUGGACAUGCUCUUCAUUCUUUGCUUUCAAGAACGGACUACCAGCACUUUUCAGGCACCAGAGCGGUUUUGGAUUUUGCUGAAAUACCAUCCAACCUGUUUGAAUACUCUUUGAUCUUCAAUUGGGAUCUGCAAUUGGAAUGCCAACAUCCACCUGUACAAGAUGAGAAAGAUGUCUUUAGAAUGGUCAUGUGGCAUAUUAUAUCCUGCAGGGCACUGGGAUACUAUGCAUGGGAUUAUCGAGUUUUGAGAAAAUUUGCUAGACACUGUUCAACUGGCGAAGAAAUUCCUCAGAAGUUGGUUGAGUCAAUGCAGGGUGCCAGAGAUAUGUUUGCUGCAACUGAACUGCAACGUCAGAUCUUCUAUGCUCUUGUUGACCAGACACUUUUUGGAGAGCAGCCACUCCCUCAUGGUGACAUUAGUUCUGUUGUUGCCGAACUGAAAAGAGAGCACACCAAUUAUGGACAUGUGAAAGGCACGCAUUGGGAGACCCGAUUCAGUCAUCUGCUUAAUUAUGGUGCAGGUUAUUAUAGCUAUUUGUAUGCUAAGUGUUUUGCUGCAACCAUAUGGAAGAAACUGUGCGAGGAGGAUCCACUUUCAUCAACUACAGGAUUUGCUUUAAGAACAAAAUUCUUACAGCAUGGAGGAGCCAGAGAACCAGACGCAUUGUUGAAUGAUCUAAUGGGAGAUGGAAUAUACAGGUAUCAUGAUGGAGGGAUCGUGCCUGAUAUUUCAUGUCUUUGUGAUGAAAUGAAGCUGGUUGAGGAAUAUCCUUUGCAGGUCCAUUUGUAGUGAUUUUUUAGGACACAGCAAAUAGUUGUACCAUUCAAACUAUGGUGUCAAAAUUUCUUAUGGGGUCUUAAUAUCUUUGUUUACACGACCCUAUCAUAUGAAAAAAGGUAAAAAAUGAGAGGAUCCAGUUUUGACGUAAGGCACAAUUUCAAGUGUCAAUUACAUAUGCAGUUACAUCUAAACACAGGUUGGACAGCAAACCUUUUUGAAAUUAAGUAUUCCGAUUCUUACAAUUCUCAAAAUACAAUUUCACUUCAAUUCAUUAAAAACGAAUUCAUUUAGUAGUUUAAAUGAUUGAUUGAUGUAAUAAAAUGUAAGAUAUACGGUGUAAUAAAUAUAAUGUUCCUACAUAUGUCUAAAUGUAUUGAAUAUGCAUUAAUUAUUAUGGUUGUAAGAUUAAACCUAUUAAUAUGCAUAUGAUGAUGUGAUGAAUGACUAGGUUGGCUUAACUUUGAAAUUUUCUAGUAACUUAUUCAAAUUGGGAAUUUUUGUUGAUACUUUAUAUUAGUAAUCCUCCAUGG
Vigna radiata var. radiata (mung bean) is the source of this 2867-nucleotide messenger RNA. Its product is annotated as mitochondrial intermediate peptidase, mitochondrial. Lineage: Eukaryota; Viridiplantae; Streptophyta; Magnoliopsida; Fabales; Fabaceae. The record is from RefSeq and is a predicted model, not a curated record. Gene Ontology annotation, molecular function: metalloendopeptidase activity. Bases 64 to 2346 code for a protein of 760 amino acids. The transcript is spliced from 18 exons. Gene Ontology annotation, biological process: proteolysis; peptide metabolic process.